Molecule: messenger RNA, 7428 nt
Organism: Prorocentrum cordatum
Lineage: Eukaryota; Dinophyceae; Prorocentrales; Prorocentraceae
Source: the annotation of a GenBank genome assembly
AUGGAGGCAGCUUUGCAGGAGCUGCAGCGGAUUGUUGGCGAGCAGGCGGCCCAGAUUCAGAGGCUGACCGAGGGCGCCCAGAGACCAGAAGCUCAAGCCGAGGACAGACGGCUCGAGAGCAUAGUUGACACGAAGAUCCUGAGUAGUAUUGGAGUCUUCUCAGGCGCGGACGAGGAAUGGAGGCAGUGGUGUUUCGUGUUCGAGUCGACGGCAGGGCUCGUCGACCUGGAGCAGAUCAUGACGCACUGCGAGAACACGGACGAGACCGAGCUAGGCUGGGCAACUCAAUCGGAGAGAGUCCAACUGAGGAUGAAGGUGCUGUAUCACUUGCUGAUCGCCACGACGAGAGGCAAGGCUCUCACGAUCCUCCAGAUGGUGCCAAAGAACAACGGUGCCAUAGGUUGGAAGAGGUUGAAGGACGAGUACGAGCCGACGUCUGGCGGAAGACUGACGGCGAUGCUGAUGGGCGUGCUCAAGCCUGAGUGGGAGACGGCCAUCAGGGGCGGCAUCCGCACUUGGGAGGCAGCCUGGAAGGAGUGGGAGAAGAGUGUCUCGCUCUACGAAGCACAGUCCUUGGAGAAGGUCACGGAAGGCACGAGGAUCGCCGUCGUGGUCAGAUGGGCUCCAGAGGACGUGAAGGCCGUGGUCCGUCAAGCUCUGGGGGCGAUCGGCCAGGACUACCACAAGGUGGCCAAGGAUGUCACGGACUACAUUGCUAGUGGCAAGGUCUACGAGACCACUGGAGCGCCCCACGGCAUCCAGUACGACGGACCCAUGCCCAUGGACGUCGGGAUGGUGAAUGAGAGUGGAGACGUGGGUGGCAUCUUCAAACCUCCGAAGGGGUACGGCAAGCAGGCGAGGAAGGACGCUGGCAAGGGUCGGGACUCGGAUCGCGACACCUGCAAGAACUGUGGCAAACGAGGCCAUUGGUCAAGGGACUGUUGGGCCCCAGGGGGUGGAGCAGCCAGCCAGAUGAAAGGCAAGGGUAAGGAUGCGAAAGGCGGCAAAGGAGGCAAAGAGAGGAAGAAGUGCGACAAAUGCGGGAAGCCAGGCCACGAGGCCAAGGAUUGCAGGUCACACAUCAAGUGCGACAAGUGCGGGAAGCUGGGCCACAAAGCUUCAGAGUGCAGGUCGAAGCCCGAGAAUGCUGAGGUCAAGAGGAUAGUCAACGAGCAGGACGAGCUGUGGGUCAUGUGCGUCACCGAGAGCGUGAACACCAUUGACGACGGCAGCAAGUACGUGUGGGUCUCGAUCGACAGCGGGUCGGACGCCGAUGGCGAUGACGUCGAGGAUCCCACUAAGGUGGAGCUGAGGGCGGCCACCAACGACGAGAUCCAGGACUACGGUGAGCGGAACGUCGGCAUCGCGUUCCUGGACGAGAUUGGCCACGAGGUGAUGGCCACGAACCGAUUGCGCAUCGGUGACUUCAGCAAGCUUGUGCUCAGCUGUGGCCUCAGAGUCAUGAGAGGAGCGGUCAUUCUUCUGGAUACGGGGAACAGCUACAUGGCCCCGCCGAGCGUGAAUGGCGUUCAGAGGAAUAUACCCUUGACAAUGAUCGGGAAGAGCUUCUACGCAAGGUGUCGAGUGCUGGAGGCGGGUGCUCGCAGGCAUCGGGUGGCACCUGUGAUCGACCAAGCGGCUCAAGAGCAAGAGCCAGCGCCAGCACCUCUGCCAGAACCUCAAGCCGCACCUGCACCACCAGAACCUCAAGCCGCACCUGCACCACCAAAGGCAGGACAUCCACGAGAUAUCCUGGGCUCCCAGUCGUCAGUCGAGGCGUUGAGGGCACGCCUGAAGGAGCUCAGGAGGCCUGGGAUCAUCGAUGCGGCCAUCUACGGCACCAAGAGGCAGCUGUGGGAGAGGCUCGUCAAGUGCGAGCACCAGCUGGAUGAGAAGAUGAAGGUCAAGGAGGCCCUUGAGGAGCGCCAACGGCGACUCCAGGAAGGCGUCGCUCCCGAGGUACCGAGGACGCUGAAGAUCCCAGAGAGGCCAGACGCGGAGACCGUGAGGCAGCACGAGCUCACUCACGCGAAGUUCGAGCCUUGGUGCCUGGAGUGCGUGUUCGGAAAGGGAGAUGCUGCGCCCCAUCGGGGAGUUCAGUUUCUUACGGACAAGGAGCCAGAGGUGCCUGUCGUGCAGAUCGACUACCAUUUCUUGAAGGACGACGGCGAAGAGACCGAGGAUGUGGCCAACCGCUUCUCCACCACGCUGGCCGUCAUCGACUGCGACACGGGUUUUCCUCUACAGCUCAGCCUCCCAGGGAAGGGAGGCAACCAUGACUACACGGUGACCUCGAUCGUGAGCUUCCUCAGGAGGCUAGGCGCCACUCAGCUCAGGCUCAGGAGUGACGGAGAGCCGAGCAUUGCCAGCAUAGCGAACGCAGUGGCGGCCAAGAGACUCAAGUUCGACGGCUACAAGGUCACAGUGGAGCAGACCCCCAGGUACUCGUCGCAGUCGCUCGGGGCCGUGGGGGCGCAGCAGAAGAUCCUUCAAGGCCAGGCCAGAACGAUCAGAGCUGCAACAGAGAAGAUGCUUGGUAUCAAGAUAGGGCCAGGUCAUGUUCUAUGGCCGUGGCUUGUUAGACACGUAGGCUUCAUCACGGAGAUGUUCCACAUCAAGUCAAAUGGACGGACUCCUCAUCAAGAUGCGACUGGUACCAAGUACCAUGGCGUCGUCCUGAAGUUCGCAGAGACCGCCGUGUUCAAGCAUCCGAUGUCGUCGAGUGGCCACAUGACUGGAGGCAGGCGCAGUCGCAAGUCCAAGUCGAUGUGGGAGAAGGGCAUCUUCUUGGGCAAGACCUACGAGAGCGAUGAGUUCCCCAUGGGGACGAGCAGCGGGGUGCACUUGGUCAGGGCCGUGCGCAGGCUCCCAGAGGAGGACCAAUGCGACCUCGAGCUCGUGGCCAAGAUGGUUGGGGUCCCCUGGGGCCGAGGCAUCGGCCAGAUCGGAAGGCCGAAAGGCAAGAGGGUGGUCAUUUUCCCGACUGCCCCACCUGAGAAGGAGCAGGAGGAGACCGAGGUCGACGACACCAAGGAGGAGAAAGGGGGUCCAGACCCCACGGUGGAGAGGGGAGUUGCCGAGGACGGGAACAGCUACGCGAGUGCCAGGAGCAGGACGGGCAGUGGCUACAUGGAGGACGUGGCGCUCCCCACACCGAGGCAAGAGGUAGGCGGAAGCUCGUCAUCACGUCCUGCACAACCGACUGGGGAGCCAGAAGUCCCAGAGGUUGAGAUGGGCACCGUCGGAGGCGUCGACGGCUUCGUGAUGGGCGAGAUCGACCCGAUGCCCGUCAUGGAUCCAGAGAUGGACAUCGACUGGCAUGAGGGAGAGUACGACGUAGACCUCAUCAAGGCAGGCAAUUGCAAGGAGAUCAACACGAUGCAGGAGUUUGGAGUGUUCGAGGCUGUGUCGCCUGAUGAUAUAGAUUCCACAUGGACGAGGUUGUCAACCAAAUGGGUGUACCAGGAGAAGGGCGAUGAGAUUCGCUGUCGCUUCGUUGCCAGGGAGUUCAAGAGCACGGACCCCGAACGCGAGGGGCUGCUCACGCCGGCCAGCGAACCCACGACUGGCAGGCUCGUAGACUUCAAGGCGGUGAAGCGGGACCAGCCCACCGUCAUCAUCGACGCUGUCAAUGCCUACUUCCAUGCUGAACAAGACAGGCUCGUGGCAGUGGCGCCGCCUCGGGAGUGGAUUGAGGCCGAGGCAAUCAAGGGCCACACCACGAGGACGAUGUGGAGGAUGAAGAAGAAGCUCUAUGGCGAGAGGGGUGCGAGCAGGGGCUUCAGUGACUUCAUGAACCGCACCCUCGUCUCGGAGAUGGAAUUUGAGCAGUGCCCUGACCAGCCAUGCUUCUAUCGCCGAGAGCGGGAUUCAGUGGACCUGGAGCUUCAUCAGGAUGACAUCUACGCGACCGCUGACGACAUCAAGUUCCAGGUAUUCACGACAGAGCUCAGCAGCAAGGUCAAUAUCAAGGUAAGCAAGUUACUCAAGGUAGGUGCGAAGUACCAACACCUGAAAGGAGGGCGAGUGAGAGUCGAGGAUGGCAUGUUCUUGACGGGCAACAGGAAGUACGUGGACAAGAUCAUAGAGCUGCUGAACCUCGGCAAGGCAAAGAGCUCGCCCACGCCCAUUGUGACGAAGCUACUGCAAGAGGACUUCGAGCACCCUCUGAACGCCGAGGAGACCAGUCUCUACAGGCAGUGUGUGGGCAUCGCGAGGUACAUGGUCAACUACGUCACGGAGGUCACGUUCGCUGUCCACGUGCUGAUCAAGAGGUUGGCCACGCCCACCGACAACGACAUGAAGAGGCUCAAGCACCUCGGCAGGUAUCUACUUGGAGAAGCAGAGUACUACGCGUUUGUGACAGCAGCUACCGAGGCGAUCCACCUCCAGAGCGUGAUGGGUUUCCUGGACAUGAACGUGAAGAUCAGGAUCCGCAUAGACUCCUCUGCGGGAAAGGCGGUCUGCCACCGCGUUGGAGUAGGGAGGAUCCGCCACCUUGAGGUCCGCACCCUGUGGCUCCAGACCAAGGUGCGAGACAAGAAGCUUGCGGUGGUCAAGCAGGCUGGGGAGACCAACCUGGCCGACGUAGGUACCAAGGCGCUGACGAGUCAGAGGUUCCACUGGCUGGGGGCGCAGCUGGGGCGUCGGCCGUUGGCAGGCGCAGAUGACAUGGAGGAGAGCACGGCUGUUCGGGUCAACCUCGUGAGCGACUCGACGCCCAAGAUGGCGAGGGUCGGCGCGGCCCUGAUCGCUCUCCUGGACAGCCUGGGCUCGGUGAAGGCAGACGGUGAGCGCGACGUCCACGGCUACGAGAAGGACAAGAAGGAUAUCAUCCUGCAGGACACCCGUCUAGGGAAGGGCGUGCACCUCCAGGGUAUGAUGCUCAUCGUGGUCAUGAUCACCAUGAUGAUCGUGGCAUGCGCAGUCGGUGGCUGUGCUGGCUGGUGCAUCGGCUACUUCAUGAGGCCGAGCCGCACGGGCGAGAGCAGACAGGAGAAGGAGAAGGUAGAGCUCUCCCAGAGGGCCAUCAAGACCAAGAAGGUGAAGAUCGAGUACAGGACCGUCUCGACCCAGAGCCAGGUGACGUACUCCCGGUACCGGGAGAGUCCUAGGCCAAUCCGCAUCCUGGGCCAUACCUCAGAUUCACCAGUCAUGGAAAUAAGUGGCUCCGACGUCUUCAUCGAUGGGGACAUGCACCCACGCAGUGGCCGUUCCGUGAUCAAGGUGACGAUCGGCGCCAGGGAGUGGAAGAGCACCGAGCGGUCUUGCAUCGAUCGCAUGUGCGUGAAAGCGCACCUCCCAGCCCGUCGUGGCAUUCUGAUCGCACAGUAUAACCCACAGAGUGCGAAUCGCGAGAGGAGCCUGGACAUAAUUUAUGAGUUGAGCAACUUCGACCUCGUGGGCCUCAUAGGUGACACGUACUACGGCACCGAGACAUCCAAAGUGAUCGACUUUAUUUUUAUACCCCAGACGUGGGUACACGAAGCCAACCGUGUCUUGAUGGCGGCAGUGAAUGAAGCCGGCGCUAUUUUUUGCUGCAAGUCCCCGCUCUACACAGAAGAUCACACGCGUCAUGCCAGAGAAGUGAAGGCGCUGCUUGAGCAACGCCGCACCGUCAGGCACAAGUUUGAUUUCGGGUAUGAGGAGGUGGAGGGGGAGGACUUGGUGAGCAAGGAGCUUCGGUUGACAUUGCAGAUCAGGAGGAUAAGCAGAUGGUUGAGGAGGAGGAAGCAGGAGUAUUGGGAGCAGAUCAAGACUGAUAGGUGUCUCAAUCAAGCGGCCAUCAAAGUGCUGCAUCCUGAGGGCGUGGUGAUCACGUUAGACAGAAUCAAGUAUAGUCACUUUACGUUCGUAUUCGAUACCAAGGGUGAGGAGGAGGACGAGGUGGUUUUUACUAUGGGGGAAGGAUGUAUGCCUGGGGACCCUGUUAUGGUGUAUCUGUUCGUGAUGGCGUACGUUUUUAAGCUGCAGAGGUUUUUCGAUGCGAAAGCACGCCCGUGGGUUAUUGCGACAUGCCCCAGUUCGGGCGAGGCCGUGCAGGCCGCAGCGUCUUUGUUUGUGGAUGACCUGGCUGGCGCCGCACCGUUCCCCGACAUGCAAGAAGGCCUGAUAUUCAGUGAAAAGCAGAACUCCGAGAUCUCGUCCAUGUUGGGCUCCAUGGGGCUGGUUCAGAAUGUCUCGAAGCAACUGGUGUACCAGCUGGAGAGUCGCGUGCGCAGUCUAGAGUAUCAGAACUCGAUUCAGAUGUUCUUCCCGAAGGAGCAUGCGCUCGUGGAGAAGGGACAAACAGCGUACAAUACGUACCUCGACAAGGUCGAGGCUGCAGGCAAGGGCCACAGCCACGGCCCGCCAGAGGUGCAAGUAUUUGGCAGCAUUCUGACAUAUAUAGACAACUUCUUGAAUCAGGGCGACUGCCCACUGGAAGUUCGCAAGUAUCUGGGAAUCAGCCAGAGGAUCAAAGACAUGCUCUCCAAGGGAACCCCAGAGGAGGCCUCGUUGUGGAUCCACGAGUUCGGGUUUUCCCCCACGUUCGACUCGAAAAUCCUGAGGUGCACCUUCGAGCUCCGAGGCCACAUCCUGGUGGCAAAGAACGUGGAGGGCGCAAAGGAGCUAAACAAGCAGCCGGCAGAGGCGUGGGGAGGGGCACCGUCGGACGUGGAGUGGGAAAAGGUCCUGCAGCGAAACCCUCUUGAGAUCCCUGUGAAUGAGACCAACAAGCUUGUAGAUUUGAUGGCGGUCCUGGAGACAAAGAGCCAGAUCGACCAGAUGACGCAGUUCAUCAUGAACGAGGCCAAGGACAGGGCCGAGGAGAUCACGACGAAGGCGUUGCAGGAUUUCGGUGUCGAGAAGCUGAAGGUGGUGAACUCCACCAAGGAGAAGAUCCUGCAGGAGUACGCCCGCAAGGCCAAGCAGCUCGAGACGCAGAAGGCCAUCCAUCGCUCCACUGAGAUCAACAAGUCGCGGCUAGAGAAGAUCAGGACACGCCAGGAGAUGCUCGGGAAGCUGUCGGACGACAGCAAGGUCGCGCUGGCGGAGCAGCUGAAGGGCGAGGCCAAGGCCAAGGAGUUCACCACGAACCUGAUCACGCAGGGCCUCCUGAUGCUCCUGGAGGACGAAGUUAUGGUCCGGUGCCGGGAGUGCGACACCAAAAUGGUCGAGGGUUGCCUGAAGGACGCGGAGGCAAAGUACGCGCAGGUUGUGAAGGAGAAGUCUGGUGCUGUGAAGGCAUGCAAGUUGACGUUGGACAAGGUCACGAAGCUGCCUCCGCCGCCCAGCGACGCCGAGCACGGCCGGUCCUGCCUCGGGGGAGUGGUGCUGGCGUGCAAGGGCGACAAGAUCACAAUCGACAACACCAUCGACUCGCGGCUCGCUCUUGUGCUGGAGCAGGCGAAGCCCACCAUCAGGAAGUACCUCUUUGACAGGUAA